AAACCAUGAAUAUUUGGUCAUUAGAGGAAAGAAAGAUUUCAGAAACUUGUCUUGUGUUUCUUUCUAUACCUACAACCAUUUACUAACCCCUCUCUUUCUCUCUCUACAUCUCUUUCUCUCUCUACAUCUCUCUCCCCCUAUAUCUCUCAUCACUCUGUAUUCACUUGCUGUAACACAGUAGCGAUCUGCUACCAACACUUCGCCAAAGAGCUUUGGAACAAUCGAUCUUCACAGGAGGUUAUAUUUGUGGUUUUAUUUGGUUCAGAAUAUGAAGUUCCUUCCUCGCUUUAGAUAAGUGGAUUAACUUUCUGCUCCUGAGAAACCAAAUAUUUAUCAUCAGUUUGGGGAGAGAAUCUCAUUGUAUAUUCGAGAUCUGGGAACUGAUAGCCGCCAUGAAAGUGAUUAACAAGUCACUUUUCUUGACUUACCUGUACCUAUUAAUCUACAUUUUGCUGUCAUCUGGAGUUAUUCUGUACAACAAGUGGGUUCUCUCUCCAAAGUACUUCAAUUUUCCCUUUCCUAUCACACUUACUAUGAUACACAUGGGCUUUUCUGGAGCUGUAGCAUUCCUUCUUGUUCGUGUUUUCAAGGUUGUUGCACCCGUCAAAAUGACAUUUGAAAUAUAUGCAACUUGUGUAAUUCCCAUCAGUGCCUUCUUCGCAUCGAGUCUAUGGUUUGGCAACACUGCUUACUUGCAUAUAUCAGUUGCCUUCAUUCAGAUGCUGAAAGCCCUAAUGCCGGUGGCAACACUUAUCAUGGCUGUCCUAUGUGGCACCGACAAGCUUAGGUGGGAUGUAUUCUUGAACAUGUUGCUAGUCAGCAUCGGGGUUGUGAUCUCAUCGUACGGUGAAAUCCAUUUUAAUGUGGUUGGCACACUUUAUCAAUGUACCGGCAUAUUUGCAGAAGCUUUAAGGCUUGUAUUAACGCAAGUCCUCCUGCAAAAGAAGGGCUUAACCCUAAAUCCGAUUACAAGCUUAUACUACAUCGCUCCAUGCAGUUUUGCAUUUCUGUUUGUGCCUUGGUAUUUCUUGGAGCAGACCAGAAUGGAAGUUUCACAGAUUCAGUUCAAUUUCUGGAUUUUCUUUUCGAAUGCCGUAUGUGCUUUAGCGUUAAACUUUUCAAUUUUUCUAGUCAUUGGUAGAACUGGUGCGGUUACGAUUCGGGUUGCUGGUGUGCUGAAAGAUUGGAUACUUAUCGCUCUUUCGACUGUAAUAUUUCCUGAAUCCGCCAUUACCGGGCUGAAUAUUAUCGGCUAUGCCAUUGCACUUUGCGGUGUAGUAAUGUACAACUACAUAAAGGUGAAAGACGUUAAAGCAUCUCAACUUCCUCCCGAUAGCCUCCCUGAACGAAUGACUAAGGAUUGGAGGAUUGAGAAGAAAUCAUCUAAUUUGUAUUCACCCGACAACAGCACUGAUGAUGUUGAUACAAGCGGCAAGGUUAGCUCAAUGUCGGAUAUGAAUGUAGUAGACGAAGAGGUACCUCUUAUGGCGUCUUCAAGGCUUUCUCAUAUCGGGCGAUCACAGCUUAGCAGCCGAGAUGCAUAAUCAUUCGUCAUAUACCAAAUAGUUCAUUAUAGUAUCACUUUCCAUACUUGUAGGGAUGUUCAUGUGCCUUAGCUUCAAAAUUUUGUGGAAGAGAACAAUUAUUCAUUCCACUAGUUUUUAUCUUUAUGGUAUUGUUUGUUGGUUGGUUUACCCUAAAAACAUCAUAAUAACAAUGAUUUUCAUGAUCAA
Helianthus annuus (common sunflower) is the source of this 1733-nucleotide messenger RNA. RefSeq names its product probable sugar phosphate/phosphate translocator At3g17430. Bases 393 to 1544 code for a protein of 383 amino acids. Lineage: Eukaryota; Viridiplantae; Streptophyta; Magnoliopsida; Asterales; Asteraceae. Gene Ontology annotation, molecular function: antiporter activity. The record is from RefSeq and is a predicted model, not a curated record. The transcript is spliced from 10 exons. Gene Ontology annotation, cellular component: trans-Golgi network; endosome; Golgi apparatus.